This is a messenger RNA of Coniosporium apollinis CBS 100218, 4080 nucleotides long. RefSeq lists its product as uncharacterized. Gene Ontology annotation, biological process: mRNA splicing, via spliceosome. The transcript has 4 exons. NCBI's taxonomy places the organism in Eukaryota, Fungi, Ascomycota, Dothideomycetes. The record is from RefSeq and is a predicted model, not a curated record. Gene Ontology annotation, molecular function: protein binding; U2 snRNA binding. The coding region runs from base 1 to 4080 and encodes 1359 amino acids. Gene Ontology annotation, cellular component: U2 snRNP; nucleus.
AUGUCGGUACAGACGCUGAUACAGGUCAAUGGCCAGUGGGUCACGAGAACAGUCGACACUCAGCGGAUUAUGGCAGAGUUCAGUCGAAGAGACGCUCAAGACAAAGAGCAACGUACGAGCGGGAUGGCGGCGAGCCAGACUGUACCUAGGCUUGGGCUUCUCUCCCGGACGGUAUUUCGCAGUCCUAUAAUCAAUCUAAUCAUACCAGCACGUGUGAGGCGCAAAGACAAGAACGAUGUUGUCCUGAUCGGCGAGGACUUCAUUCAUGUCAAGGAGAUCCUCUCAGACGGUCAUCUUCGUCAUGUCACGACUAAGGCGGACUUCGGCAGCCGGAUUCGUGCUGCCAGAGUCUUUGGGGAGCAGAGGCUUCCGGCGAUGGACGCCCGGGAUCUCUCAAUGGAGCUCGACACCUCAGACAUGAUCCCGCCGCAGAUCCUAGUGCUUACACUGGAAUCCAAGGAGUUGAUGUUCCUUUUCGUCCAUCAGGAGCCGUCAGGGGCUCUGAGUUUUCCGUCCAGCGUGCUCCCUCUGCCGGACCAAAUGUCGUUUCUAGAGCAGCCUGGAAGACAUGUGGCUGUAGACCCAAGAUCCCGUGCUUUUGCGGUAGCUGCUGCUGAGGGCAUUCUUUACAUGUACCGUGCAAAACCUAUGGAGCGAAUAAGAGAAGAGUUCUCACAGAGCCCGAAAAAGUGGAGUCCUAUUAUGCAAGAACUCCCAGUCAAGUUUGAUGGUAUCAUUCUGGCUAUGGAGUUCCUGUACCCGGCGCUCAACGAUGAAAACCACGUCAUACUCCUAGUCGUAUGGGCCAAAGAUCGAAGACUCCGUAUGACUUGCUGGGAUUGGGACCACGAGAAGGGCCUGAGGACAGUAAAUAUGCGAGUCAAUGGGCAUCCUCUGUGGCCAAUGAGAGGGCAGGAGGUGUUCCCUGUGCUGCUUAUACCGCUCCAGCAAUCGUCAGAUUUUAUCCUGGUUGGAGAGCAGGACAUUUACCUUUACCAAGACGUACUCUCCGGUGCACCUAGGUGUAACAGGGUCUUGGUACAUGCGGUUGCGCCUCGCUAUCCCGGGCUCUCCAAGAAGAAACCAAGAUGGGUUUGCUGGGCAAGGAUGGUGCGGAACUGGCGGCUGCAUGACAGAGCGGACGAGAACUUCUACCUCGCACGCGAGGACGGUGCUGUCUACUACACGCAGUUCGCCGAGAAUGACAUCGAGAGGACGGCAACACUCUCGAAAGCAGGACUACUCAGCUGCACCGUCAACACAGCAUUUGCUAGCUUGGAUGUUGGCUCAUCUCUUAGCAACCCUGAUGUGCUCGUCGCGGCAGGCGAUAUGAGCCAGGGUCAACUUGUGCGCAUUGGCUCGUGGCAGAACGAAGGUAACCAUGCCGGGCGCUCGCGCGAGGACGCACUCAAGUUCAAUUAUAUGGAGUCAUUACCGAACUGGGCACCGACUAUUGACUUCCUGAUAACGGCCAAUCUCUGUGGCGAUGCGACUGCCGCGCAGCAAGGUUCCAUUUUCACCACAGCAGGCAGAGCCCCUCACGGAGCGGUGUGCGAACUCAGGGCAGGUCUCGAGGCGCGAAUAGGCUUCAUCUUCGACAGUGAAGAGCUCUCGAGUGUGGCUUCGGUCUGGGCAUUUGCUGAUGCUGCUGAGCGUGGGGUCUACUUCGUAAUGGCCACUCCAACACAGAGCCUACUGAUACGGAUUGGCGAGGAUGAGACCGGAGAUACCGUUGUGGAUACGGCAUUUGACGACACCAGCUGUGGCCUCGACUUCGAGCAUACGACGGUCACCGCGGCUUCGUUAUCCAAUCAACACAUCAUGCAGGCCACCCCAUGCGCCGUCCGUGUUCUGGAUCUAUCCAGUGCCAGCUUGCCUCAGAUUGCAGUUCGUGAAACCUCUUCGGACGAGACCAUCGUUGCCGCGUCUGUGUGCAGGCACCUUUCUGCAAUUUUCGUCGCCAUUCGUCGAGGGAGCGAGAUCACUCUUCGCUCCUUAAGAAUUUCGGACGGACCAGGUGAUGCUGCGCUACACGAGUUUGGAGAACCACGUCCACUCUCAACCGAAAUUACCUGCCUUGCGGUCCUUCGAUUUCAAGACAAAUCUUAUGUUCUUGUAGGCCUCACGAGCGGAUCCGUGCGGCUGAUGAACGUAGAUGCCAUCCAUGGCCUGGUACCAGAAAGCGAGCACGAGAUUAGCGACCCUUCCUCAGAAAGCGCUCCAAGUGUCUGCGAGAGCGCCAUCAUCUUGCAGAGUGCACCAGUUUCUGGUGCUCGCACCAACUUUUUAAUCGUCUGCGGGCUUCGGAAUGGCACUCUUCGUACGAUAGAGUUAGAGCUUAUCAAGCACGAAGCGGAUUCUAGCCAUGAUCUACACUUUGGCCGAACCGACACAGUCAACUUGGGCUUCACCUCCACUCGAGUAGUCUCAGACUCUUCCAAAGCUAGCUCCGCUCUUGCCACUUGCGGCAACAACUUUUGCCGUUUGGAUUACACUGGUGGCCGCAGAACGGGUCUUUUGAUCCGCAGCAUAUGGUUCACUGACCUGAACCAACCGGCUCUCCAGCAGUCACCUGUUGCGGCCCUCUCUCAAAUACCUUAUGGCGAAGACCUUGAUAGGAAGAACCUAAUUGGAGCCUUGGCCUGCAUUUGCGGCUCGCAGUUUCUGGUCGCCCGGCUGGAUGAUGAGCCGAAGGUCGUUCCGCGGCGAAUUCCUAUGUCUGAUGCAACACCAAGCAGGAUCAUGUACUCUGGGCGCCUGGAUAAGAUCGUCACUGGAUCGUUACAGACACAUUCGCCUGUCGUAUCGCCUGAAGACAUCAAUUCCGUCAAAGCCCAACUGCAGUUUUUGGAUGGUGAGAAGGUUCUCAAAACCACGCCACUAGCUGAACGGGUUUAUGCCAUGCUCGAUUGGACUUAUGAAGACGUCCAAGGAAGGCGGUACGGGUUCUUUUUAUUAGGCUUGGGCAACCUUGAGGGAUCGUGGGGUCGUGUUACGUUCCUGUCAGCCAGACCCGAGGGCAACAACGUCGGUGUCCAAGAAAAAUUUCACUUAGAGUUUGACAAACCUGUCCUUGCAAUCGCUCUCUACGACCAGACCAAACUCGUCAUAGCCGUGGGGGGUGACUUGAGGAUCUAUAGCUUUGAUGCUGAGGCUAGAAAAUGGCACAGCAUAGCUUCACUCGCGCUUCCGUCCUCAGCAACCCAUGUCACCACAUCAGCGCCCUACAUAUACGCAUCAACACUGGAACAUUCUUUCAUGGCCUUUGAGCUGAGAACAGAGGCGGACGACCAUCUAUCCGAGUACACAAUCGAACCAGUGCUCACCGACUCUCAAAUCCGUGAGACGUGGCAUCACCUUUCCCUAACGCUGCCGGAUACAUCUGCCGACGCUGCCAACGCUUCUGCGCAGGAGGACGGCGUCGCUUCCUCCUCAUCAGCACACCAACAUCCGAACCUCUUUCUUGUAUCCGACAAAUCAUGUACCCUCGCGGGCAUCUAUCGUCUCCCGCAUCAAGCGCAACAAAACGUCGCUCCUAUGUUGUUCGAAGCAAGGCUCCCGCGUAGCAUCGCGCGCCUACGUCAAGGCCACGUUCGUCCGCCGUGGUGUAGGAUCGAAAACGUACAAGGCGUGAUACAUCAGCCGGGCGGGGACAUCCUCGGGUCCGCCGCGGACGGCACCCUCAUGUCCUUCGUCUUGCUCGAAACGAAGGCAUGGAGGUUGAUAAAAGUCAUGGAGAAUUUAGCACGCAUUGGAUGGUAUACGGACAACAAUGGUCUCAGUGGUAUCGACCAUGCUGCCACCAGCUUCAAAAGGUCGACGGAUCUGUGCCCGGAACACGAUGCGGCGGGCCUCCGGCAGAGAACGGUCUAUCACGUGGAUGGUGAUCUGUUGGAGCAUCAGGUGGAUAAGCUGAAGGGCUUGAUAGAGCAUUUGGAGACGAUUGAAGAAAACAGAGGCGAGAUCAGGAGAAAACUGACAUUCCUGGCGAAUGACGUUUUAGGCGAGGGUGAUGGUGAUGAGGAUGUGGUUGACAGAACUGUGAAUUGGGUGAAGCAGGUGUUGAAACCUAUGUUGUAA